CAACGACAACGACAACGACAACGGCCCUGCGACUUAUCCGCGGUCCGCCUCGGUACCCCAUCGGCGAAGCCCUUGCAUCCUCGAAAAUACCCCUCACGUCGCCUCGAGAAGGCGCACUGCGUCGCCCUCGCUCGCCAUGGCGCAGGCGCAUCCCGAGCCACAACCGCCUCUGCCCCCGCGAAACCCUUUCAUCCAUAAUGUGUGCCUCGCAGGCGCCGUGGUCACGCCUUUGGUGAUGCUUCUGCCGCCGCGCAAGAUGGACGUCCGAUUCUUCGUCCUCUUCGGAACCUUUUCUCUCUGCACGAACCAGCUCGCGUACGAGUACACGGGACAGUCCAUCUACGGGCGCUUUGGCAACCGCGUCGGGUCCGUCUUCGAUUCUGGCCUGCCCGAUGGCGCGAGGCGGACACAACAGCUGCUGCGCGAGCAGCGCGAGCGCGAGGCGGCGGAGAAGAAGCGACAGACCGAGCUGCAGGACAAGAAGGACGGGCUGAUGAAGGACAUCUGGAUGGGUGGCGAGGACGAGGACUGGUCCAAGAAGCGCGCCGAGGAGCAUCGCAAGAGCUUUGAGGAGGGUAAGGGCUUGAGCGACAUCAUCAUGGAGCAGGUCAUGGACGUUUGGCACGGGAGCUGGAGGGGAGGUGCAAAGAAGACAGGUGACGAUGGCGUCAAGACGACGGCGACGACGACGAAAGGUGACACGGACGAGGCUCAGAAAAAGUGAGAGGGGCUGGACGCAAGCAGGCGCAUUCACGACUCGACGAUUGGCGGCUAUGUACAAAUUGUACCAUUACUUGUAUGCAUAUUCUGGAUAGGACGAGCAAUGUGCAUCUCCUACUGCUUGGCAAGGCUUCGAGUUCGGGAGCCGGUGCCAACAUCGAGUCUCGUUUGAGCUCAG
Messenger RNA from Purpureocillium takamizusanense, 898 nucleotides. RefSeq lists its product as uncharacterized. The record is from RefSeq and is a predicted model, not a curated record. NCBI's taxonomy places the organism in Eukaryota, Fungi, Ascomycota, Sordariomycetes, Hypocreales, Ophiocordycipitaceae. The transcript has a single exon. Bases 137 to 724 code for a protein of 195 amino acids.